AAAUCAUCAAUAAAUCAUAAAAACAACCUAAAAAUUUUAACCUCUGAUUUUAACCUAGAAAUUUUAAAUUUUUUGCCAUUUAUUUUUUAUUUCCAAGGAUAAUAUAUUUUUAAUAACUGAUAUAGCAUAUGAAAUGUUGAAAACUACGGUUGAAAUUAUUUUAAGAUCAUUCAAUAGGAAGGGUCUAUCUUCUAGAUACUUAUCAACAGCAGUUCAACCAAGACAUGACGAAAAAUUAGAAACAUUUAGGACUCCUGAAAACGAUCCUUCUAAGCAUAACUCUCAACAUUUAGCACAAUUUUACCGAAUACCGUUGGAAGAUAAAAACGCCCUUUUCCACCAAAGUGCAUUACCAAAAUCAUUCGAAGAACAAACUAAAACAUUUAAUGAGAUAUGUCUUAUGGUGCGUAAACCUGGAAUAGAUAUAAUAAAUUACCUUAAUACCUUAGAUUAUACAAAACCUUCAGUAAGAUUUGUAUUAUAUGGUCAGAAGGGCAGUGGUAAAACUUUAUCUUUAGCACAUAUUUUACAUUAUGCUUAUAGAAAUAAUUACUUACUUGUACAUGUACCUUGGGUGGGAAAUUGGAUGCAUAGGUCUAAGGAGUUUAGCAAUUCAGAAACACAGGAAGGUUAUGUAGACAUUAAUUUAGACGCAGCUGCAUGGCUGCUUCAUUUUAAAACUCAGAAUGUCAAACUUCUGAAGAAUACUGAUUUAAAAUUACUAGAAACUAUCGAAUGGAAUUCACGUGAGUCAACGCUUAAGGACGCCCCACUAUUAGAACUAGUAGAACAUGGUAUUAGUAGAAUCAAAUUUGCAUCACGUGUUGUAAAUAUUUUGGCAGAUCAGAUUAAAAGGUUGUCAAGUGAAGGAGUGUGCAAAACAUUAGUAGCAAUUGAUGGAUAUAAUGCCUUUUUCUACCCUUCUACAAAAGUGUAUACAGAAAAGAGGGAAAUGGUACCACCUAGUAGAAUAACUGUAACAGAAGCAUUUUUAAAUUUGACCAAAUUUGACUGGACGAAUAGUGCAAUUGUAGUUACUGUAGAUGAACUAGCUGUGCCUGAUGAAAAUCAGAUUUCAUAUUUUCCAAGAUAUUUAUUGGGCAAAGAAGGCUUUAAUCAUAUUGAUCCGUUCAUCCCAGUUCCUGUGGCAAAUUACUCCAAAAAGGAAUUAACCAGUGUUAUCAAUUAUUAUAUUGAAAGGAAAUGGAUACAACCAUAUCCAGGACAAGAAGAGGAACUGAGCUUGCUUGCUAAUUCAAAUCCAUACAGUUUAAUGAAAUUAUGUAAUUCUUUGUAAAGAUAAAAUAAAAAUAUUUUAAUUUAUUCAAUAUUAGAUUUAACAUAAUUAUUAUAAAUCUUGAAAUUUUAUAUCUGAACAGUAGGUAAUUAAAAUAUUCAAUUCAUUAUAAAGUAGGUAAUUAAAAAGAUAUUCUACCUAUUCAUGUACACUUCAGUUUAAUAUAAUAAUACUUAAUUA
This is a messenger RNA of Sitophilus oryzae (rice weevil), 1477 nucleotides long. It is a transcript of the gene mRpS29, whose product is annotated as 28S ribosomal protein S29, mitochondrial. The transcript is spliced from 2 exons. The record is from RefSeq and is a predicted model, not a curated record. Gene Ontology annotation, biological process: apoptotic process. Gene Ontology annotation, molecular function: structural constituent of ribosome. NCBI's taxonomy places the organism in Eukaryota, Metazoa, Arthropoda, Insecta, Coleoptera, Curculionidae. Bases 134 to 1297 code for a protein of 387 amino acids. Gene Ontology annotation, cellular component: mitochondrial small ribosomal subunit; mitochondrial ribosome.